This is a messenger RNA of Zea mays, 753 nucleotides long. RefSeq lists its product as uncharacterized. The transcript has 5 exons. The annotation marks the transcript as partial. The record is from RefSeq and is a predicted model, not a curated record. Lineage: Eukaryota; Viridiplantae; Streptophyta; Magnoliopsida; Poales; Poaceae.
AUGGACACGUCCAUCAUGUUUCUCAAGAUGGGAGCCGCUAAGCUCUUGUUUAGUUUCAGUGUAGAACCUCAUUUGAGAACUGGAUCGAUUGACUCGAUCUCUGGCCUUCCUGUGGUGAUUCUUGCUGGUUGUGAUUGGAAGAAAGCUGUAGCUGGUGCUGCGCACGUGCAGCAACGGUUCCUUGUGCUUUUCUUCUGUGCUCUGACGCCUGUGUGGUGCUGUUCUCUGAUCUUUGUCCACCGUGGCCUGGUGAAUGCAAUACUGGCAAAGCUCCCGCCUUCUUGGCGAGACUUUGUGACUUCACGCCGCCACAUGAAGAAGCAAUUGACUCUCACUGAGUUGUCAGCUGCGAUUAAUGUGGAAGAGCGUGCAAGGUCCAGUAACAAGCCAUCCCAGCAACUCCAGGCUCACGUUGUUGAGAAGGGUGGAGAUAGAAAAUUCCAGAAGAAGAACUCUCCACAGAAGAAUAUGAACCAACCUAAGUCCAAAAAGAUGAAGAAGAAAAAGGAGGACUUUAUCUGCUACGUUUGUGGUGUCUCCGGCGCACCAGUCUUGAUGGGAAAUGGUGUUCCGGCAGCAGUUCGAGGUACUGGACAGGUCUACCUGAAGUUAACUUCAGGAAAGACGCUCGUGCUGAAGGACGUACUCUAUGGUCUCAAAUUAGUGUUUGAGUCUAAUAAAGUGGUCCUGUCUAAGUUUGGUACUUUUGUUGGAAAGUCAUAUGAGUCAGGCGGUUUGUUCCGUCUUUCUGUU